AGCAGCCUUUGCAGAUGGAGAAGGGCUGGUUCAUCGAUUGCCACUGCCACCUCACAGCCGAGGAGUUCAGGCAGGACAUAAAUGAUGUGAUUGAAAAAUCAAGAAAGGCUGGAGUUCAAGCCUUUGUUUCUGUUACAGAGCAGCAAAGUGAAUUUGAGGAGGUUCUUGAUCUAGCAGAAAGGUAUCCAGAGUCUGUCAUGGCAUGUUUUGGGAUUCAUCCGAUUCAGGGCAGUGCAGAUGGACAUCGCAGUGUUACUGUUCAGGACUUGGAACCUGCCCUUCCAUUCUUUGAGAAGCACAAAGAUAAGCUGGUGGCUAUUGGAGAGAUCGGUCUAGACUUCACUCCAUGGUUUGUGUCCACAUCCCAGCAACGUGAGGAGCAGCAAAAGGUCUUUGCGUUACAGCUGGAUAUAGCUAAACAACUAGACCUGCCAGUAAACGUUCAUUCUCGUUCGGCUGGGAGACAAACUAUUGCUUUUCUUAAGGAGCAAGGUAUUCGGAAUGCACUGCUUCAUAACUUUGCUGGCAGGCCCUCUGUUGCCCUGGAAGGAGUACAAGCUGGGUUUUGUUUUUCUUUUCCUCCAGCUGUCACAAGGACUGAUCAGCGAGCAAAGUUAAUAAGACAGAUUCCACUAGAGAACAUUUGCUUGGAGACCGACUCACCCUCUCUUGGCCCAAAGAAAGAGGUACAAAAUGAACCAGAGCAGAUCAGGAUUUCUUGUCAGUACAUUGCUGCAGUGAAAGGAGUAUCCGUAGAAACAGUCUGUGAAGUAACAACAUGUAAUGCCCUGAAGCUGUUCCCCAAAGUUCACCAGCGGUUGAAACAAUGA
Molecule: messenger RNA, 830 nt
Organism: Emys orbicularis (European pond turtle)
Lineage: Eukaryota; Metazoa; Chordata; Testudines; Emydidae
Product: putative deoxyribonuclease tatdn3-A
Exons: 10
Coding region: 15-830 (271 amino acids)
Molecular function (GO): hydrolase activity, acting on ester bonds
Source: RefSeq, a predicted model, not a curated record